CGUGACGUCAGCUCUUUGUGCUGCGGCGGCGGCGGGCUGCGCGUGAAGUGUGUGGCUGCGCGGCGCGGGGCUGCCUCCGGGUCCGGGAUGGCCAACGAGCGGCUCCGAGCGCUGGAGGACGUGGAGAAGGAGAUCGCCAUGGUGCUGCAGUACGCCGGAAACAUCGUUCUGGAGCUCUCCAAAGACAAGCACAACGCCAGCUCCCUGGACAGACACCUGGCCCAGUUCCAGAGCUCCAUCAACCGGGUGGAGAACGAGCUGGGCUCCCAGAUCCGCUACCUGACCCAGGUCGCCACCGGCCAGCCUCAUGAGGGGUCCACCUACUCGGCCCGGAAGGACUGCCAGAUGGCCCUGAACCGGGCCGAGUACGCCAAGGUCAAGCUGGGAGAGCUGGGCCGGACCUGCGAGGUCAUGCUGGAGCAGCCGGGGCAGCAGGGGCCGCAGGGGUGAGGGCCGAGCCACCGCAGGGAUCCACAGCUGGAAUCCACUAGGAUCCACCAAGAUCUACUACAGGGAUCCACCGAGAUCCACAGCUGAGAUACACCAGGGUCAACUAUGAUCAACUGCUGAGAUCCGCCUGCGGGAUCCACCCAGAUCCACUAAGAUCCACCGCUGAGAUCCACUAAGAUCCACCUCUCGGGACUGUGUGCUCUCCAUCUCCCACACACUGAAGUGUUUGAUAGUGUGUGUGUGUGUGUGUGUGUGUGUGUGUGUGUGUGUGUGUUGUGUGUGUGUGUGUGUGUGUGGUGUGUGUGUGGUGUGUGUGUGUGUGUGUGUCGGGCUGCCAUGUUCCAGGCCGUCUCUUUUUGUAAAAACCUCUCAGAAGGCUCCAAUAUUUUCUUUAACAGUGAAUAAAACCUCUGUGGAAGUGUU
Salarias fasciatus (jewelled blenny) is the source of this 873-nucleotide messenger RNA. RefSeq names its product mediator complex subunit 11 (gene med11). Lineage: Eukaryota; Metazoa; Chordata; Actinopteri; Blenniiformes; Blenniidae. Gene Ontology annotation, cellular component: mediator complex. The transcript has 3 exons. The coding region runs from base 88 to 450 and encodes 120 amino acids. Gene Ontology annotation, molecular function: transcription coregulator activity. The record is from RefSeq and is a predicted model, not a curated record. Gene Ontology annotation, biological process: regulation of transcription by RNA polymerase II.